This is a messenger RNA of Chenopodium quinoa (quinoa), 918 nucleotides long. RefSeq lists its product as uncharacterized. Bases 1 to 918 code for a protein of 305 amino acids. NCBI's taxonomy places the organism in Eukaryota, Viridiplantae, Streptophyta, Magnoliopsida, Caryophyllales, Amaranthaceae. Gene Ontology annotation, molecular function: catalytic activity. The record is from RefSeq and is a predicted model, not a curated record. The transcript is spliced from 2 exons.
AUGUCUAUGGAAGAUAUUCUACCUAAUUUAGCUCCAGAUUCCUUACCAAUCACGUGCUUGGUGUGGAAUGUUCAAGGUGCGGGUAAUCGCAAUUUUUUAUCUAUCCUUAAGGAUUUAAUUCGAGAGAAUAAACCCAAUGUCUUUGUUCUUGUGGAGACACACAUGGGUGGUGCGCAAGCUGAAAAAAUUGCCUCGAUGGUUGGCUAUUCGGGUCACUCAAGAGUAGACGCUGUUGGUUUUAGUGGUGGGAUUUGGUACUUCACUGCUGUAUAUGCGAGUCCGGACCUUUCCCAACGCCAAGAGUUAUGGCAAGAAUUGAAAAACUUUGCAACAACCCACAAUAAGCCUUGGCUCAUUGCGGGUGAUUUUAAUGAUACGAGGUUCCCCUCGGAGAGGAACUCAUCCUGUCGAGAGACUACUAGGAGGUCGCGUUUGUUCAAUGAUUGGGUGGAAGAAAUGGAUCUCAUUGAGGUCGAAUUUAUGGGAGCAACCCACACUUGGAGCAGGGGCAAUUCUGAAGAGACGAGAAGAAGUGGCAGGCUCGAUAGAGCGUUGUGUACUGACAAUUGGGCUCUUCGAUUCGAUAAGGCCAAGGUUAAACAUCUGCCUGCUAUACAUUCUGAUCAUUGCCCAAUUUUUAUCUCACCAAAUGGUUUUGUACCUUUACAAGCCUUACACCGUCCAUUCAGAUUCCAAGCAACUUGGUUAACGCAUGAAAAUUUCAAGGAGUUUGUAUCUCAAAAAUGGGAUUCGAAUGGUACACUCAUGUCUUCUCUGUCAAAGCUAUCGACAGACCUUCAAUGUUGGAAUAGGGAUGUCUUUGGAAAUGUGUUCAAGCAAAAGAGAAAUUUGAUGGCAAGGAUUGCAGGGGUUCAAAGAAAACUUGCUGAAAAAUCAAUAGAGGUCUCAUUAAACUAG